GUCUGCACAUUUAGUUUUGUGCCAUUGAAGACUUAUCUGCCUGAUGGUGAUAUUGAUUUGACGGCUUUAUGUGACAGUCUGAAUUUGAAAUAUAUCUGGGCCAAUCAGGUUCAAGAUUUAUUAAAGAAUGAGGAAAAGAACAAGAAUGCUGAAUUUCAUGUGAAGGAGGUUCAUUAUAUCCAAGAUGAAGUUGAUCACCUCACAAAUCAGAAUCAUCUGUUCAAGCGUAGUAUUAUCUUGAUCAAAGCUUGGUGCUAUUAUGAGAGCCGAAAAUUGGGUGCGGGAUCUGAUUUGCAAUAUUUUACAGCGGAACCUCCUCGAAAGGACAGUGGAGAAUUGCUUCUUAGCAAGUUGUUUCUUGAUGCUUGUAGCUCUGUGUAUGCUGUUUUACUUGGUGGUCAAGAAAAUAAUGGACAACCGUUUGUUUCAAAACAUUUUAAUGUGAUCGACCCAUUACGUGUGAACAACAAUCUCGGGCUUAGUGUUAGCAAAGAUAAGUUGUAA
Messenger RNA from Striga asiatica, 504 nucleotides. NCBI's taxonomy places the organism in Eukaryota, Viridiplantae, Streptophyta, Magnoliopsida, Lamiales, Orobanchaceae. The record is from the annotation of a GenBank genome assembly.